Molecule: messenger RNA, 618 nt
Organism: Trypanosoma rangeli
Lineage: Eukaryota; Euglenozoa; Kinetoplastea; Trypanosomatida; Trypanosomatidae
Product: elongation factor 1-alpha (ef-1-alpha)
Exons: 1
Coding region: 1-618 (205 amino acids)
Molecular function (GO): zinc ion binding
Source: RefSeq, a predicted model, not a curated record
AUGGAUCGCGGAGGAGGAAUUUAUGUGGAUGAGCUGCGGCGCAGACAACGGCGGCGGCGCCUCGCUUCAAAGCCGCUGGAGACUCGGCGGCGUCGACUGCAGUACUGCCGACGGCACAAUGAGAAGGACGGGCGGCUGCUGUAUUGUGACUACUGUGACCUCUUCGUGUGCAGCGGGCAGCGGACAUGGCUGCAGCACCUUGGUGGGGUGCGGCACAUGGAGGCUGUGGAGGCGUACUACUCCUUGCUGGAGGCCCGCGAUCCUGCGUGGGUGAAUGCUGUCCGCGAGGAUGUGUCGCGGGCCCACGUGGAGGAACACGUACGGCAGCACCAGCUCGUAGCGGGGAAGGGGGCAUCGGUGCCAAUGCCUGCCAUGACGCUUGGUUAUGUAGGUCAGCAAGGCAUCGUUGUUGGGGGAACGCAACCACCUGGCGUUACGCACGCCAGAGUGGACAAGAGCGACAGCGACAGUCGCGGCAGAAGUAGUGCGCAGCGUGGAUCCCCAUCUGUGCGAGUGGGUGGGCUUCUCGUAGCGGCUGCCACGCCCCCAGUGGUGAAGGUUGACGGCAAGGCUAUGCCGCUCCCGCAGGGCUGCAAUCAGACGAUGCACCGACCUUGA